GAUUUUAGAGGCUAUCACUCAUUGUUAUCCUCGUUUGGAAAGGUCUUUCAUGUUGAACGCCGAUGGAAAUUAGUGCGGGAAAUGGGUUCUGGGGCAUAUGGGGUCGUUAUCUCAGCUGCUGACGAAAUAUCGGGAGAGACGGUGGCAAUCAAGCUCGUCACUCGAGUGUUUGAGAAGAUACAACUGGCGAAAAGGGCAUUGCGGGAGAUCACCCUUCUGCGACACUUUGCGAACCACGAAAACAUUACAGGGUUGAUAGACGUCGACGCGAUAUCCCCAGAUUUUAACGAGAUAUAUAUAUUCAUGGAGCCCAUGGAAGCGGAUCUGCAUCAAAUCAUCAAAUCUGGACAACAUUUGACUAACGAGCAUGUCCAGUAUUUUCUCUAUCAGAUUCUCCGAGGCAUGAAAUAUGUUCACUCCGCCUCUGUGAUACACCGAGAUCUCAAACCUGGCAAUUUGCUCGUAAACGCUGAUUGUGAACUCAAGAUAUGUGACUUUGGCUUGAGCAGAGGUUUUGAUGCACGACCAGACGAAUAUGCGUCGCAUCUUACCGAAUACGUCGCCACAAGAUGGUACAGAGCUCCAGAAAUUAUGCUUGCGUUCAGGCGAUACAACACUGCCAUCGAUGUCUGGUCAAUAGGUUGCAUCCUUGCAGAGCUUCUUCUUGGUAAACCGCUGUUCAAGGGCAAGGAUUACGUCGAUCAACUCAACAAAGUUCUGGAUGUCCUAGGAACCCCCGAUGAAAGUGUCAUUCGCAAGAUUGGAAGUGACAAGGCUCAAGCAUAUGUUCGUUCUCUGCCCUCCAAAAAGAGUGUGCCCUUGCGGAAAAUUUUACCGACAGCAGAUCCACAAGCCCUUGACUUGCUGAGCAAGAUGCUCGCGUUUGAUCCAAGUGACCGUAUCACGGUUCCUGAAGCUCUUGAGCAUCCAUGGUUAACAUCAUAUCAUGACAUUUCUGAUGAGCCAGAUUGCCCACAGAAGUUUGAGCGAUGGCGAGAGAUUGAGAAGUUGAACACCCUCGAAGAAUUCCGAGAGGCUCUUUGGAAUGAGAUCGAAGAUUAUCGCAAGGAAGUUAGG
Messenger RNA from Laccaria bicolor S238N-H82, 1077 nucleotides. RefSeq lists its product as uncharacterized. Gene Ontology annotation, biological process: protein phosphorylation; intracellular signal transduction. The transcript is spliced from 13 exons. Gene Ontology annotation, molecular function: MAP kinase activity; ATP binding. Lineage: Eukaryota; Fungi; Basidiomycota; Agaricomycetes; Agaricales; Hydnangiaceae. The record is from RefSeq and is a predicted model, not a curated record. Gene Ontology annotation, cellular component: cytoplasm; nucleus. The annotation marks the transcript as partial.